Messenger RNA from Urocitellus parryii (Arctic ground squirrel), 1331 nucleotides. It is a transcript of the gene C2H21orf91, whose product is annotated as chromosome 2 C21orf91 homolog. NCBI's taxonomy places the organism in Eukaryota, Metazoa, Chordata, Mammalia, Rodentia, Sciuridae. The record is from RefSeq and is a predicted model, not a curated record.
UAGUGGAGGAGCCCGAGCCGCGCGGAACGCCUGCGGCGGCCCACGGAGCCGGACGGGGCAGUAUGAACGAAGAGGAGCAGUUUGUAAACAUUGAUUUGGAUGAUGACAAUAUUUGCAGCGUUUGUAAACUGGGAACAGACAAAGAAACACUCUCCUUUUGCCACAUUUGUUUUGARCUUAAUAUUGAAGGAGUACCAAAAUCUAAUCUUUUGCACACCAAGUCAUUAAGGGGCCAUAAAGACUGCUUUGAAAAAUACCAUUUAAUUGCAAACCAGGAUUGUUCUCGAUCUAAACUUACCAAAAGUACUUAUGAAGGAGUUAAAACUAUUUUGAGUAAGAAGAUAAACUGGAUUGUACAGUAUGCACAGAAUAAAGACCUGGAAUCAGAUUCCGAAUGUUCUAAAAAUCCCCAACAUCAUCUGUUUAAUUUUAGGCAUAAAACAGAUAAAAAAUUACUCCCACAGUUUGACUCUCAAGUACCAAAAUAUUCUGCAAAAUGGAUAGAUGGAAGUACAGGUGCCAUCUCAAACUGUACACAAACAAUUUUGGAGCAGAGGGAAAAUACAGACUUUGGCCUUGCUGUGUUACAAGAUUCAGGUGCCACCUUAUGCCAUGACAGCGUGUUAUGGCCUCACAGUCACAGCCAGGCACAAAAAAAAGAAGAGACUCUCUCAAGUCCAGACGCUAAUGGCCAGACCCAGAGUCUACAUUACAGCAGAGAGGAAUUGAAUUUGAUGACUCUUGGUGAGGUAGAGCAACUGAAUGCAAAGCUUCGGCAACAAAUCCAGGAAGUAUUUGAAGAGUUAACACAUCAAGUACAAGAAAAAGAUUCUUUAUCUUCAGAGCUCCAUGUCCGUCAUGUCGCCAUUGAACAGCUUCUCAAGAACUAUUCCAAGUUACCAUGCCUACAAGUAGGACGAACAGGAAUGAAGACACACCUACCCAUAAACAACUGAACUAAUUAUUUUUUAUCAGUCUGCCAAGAAUGCAACUUGAAGAAGUUUUAAAGAAGGUUACGGUCCAUUUUUUUAUGGUCAUUAAAUUUGCAAAGCUUAAGGCACAGUAUUUAACAUCUUUGUCUAAUAAAGCAGAUCAUUAUACCCUAGUCUUCUAGGAUAAUCAUUUGGCUUCAUUUUGGGAAUCUUUCUCAUAAUCACUAAAUGCCUCUCCCUAACUUUUAUCACGUGUAUGUUUAAAUAUACUGUUACAGUGUGAUUUUAUUGUCAAAACGAUAGGUUAACAAACUCCAUAUAUUAGCCUGAAUUACUAAAGAUAAUUUUAAAAGGGAAAUGGAAUUCAUAAUAAGCACCUCUUAUUUACUAUGAGCAAUA